AUGAUUAUGGAGAAAAACGAGCGUAUUAUAGGUAAGUCAAAAAUUUAAUUGUUAUGUUCGUGCAGUCAGCGUGAUGUAUUAUUGUCCGGCUUUGUAUCAUGACUGUUUAUGUUAAAAUAUGCUUCUGGUUUAAACGCUAUCAGGCGAAGCCACUACACGCUAUUAAAAUACCACAAAUGCUUACACGAGUUUUGGGAUAAGAUUAAUGGCAUUCGAUGUAGCAAUUAGGGAAAUGUGCUUUAAGAUUCAUUCAGUUCAAAGUGUAUAGUUUGAGUCAAAUGAUCAACUAGCUUUGUUUCGUGUUUAAAAAGUUGUUAAGCAGUGUAAAAGCUUAGCUUUAUCGUUUCAUAUUCCUUAUAAAAGCAUUCUUAAGGUUAUAAGUCCUGUAUGUAUUACAUUUGGCUACAUUUUAAUGUGUUUGGAAUGUGUUGUGUUGUGUUCCUGCAGUGUUGUGUAUAAAUAUAUUAUGUUGCAUUCGCUAAUUUGCCUUGUGUUUAAAUACAAUGUGUUUCAUAUAAUCCCAGUGUUUUGGCUAAUGUAGACCAGUUGUUUAUGCCAAAAACCUAGUUGAAUCUUCUCUUCCAUAAAAUAUAUGUAUGAAAGAUGAGUCUUGUUCGCAUAAAACAGUCUUUACGUAUAAAUAGACAGUCUAUCUCCAAGUAUAAAAGUGUAUGUAAAAGUAUAUCAAAGGAAGACAUUGACAGAAUAGUUUGUUAUUGGUCUUGCUUGAAGCGCCAAGUAGACAUAACCUUUACGAUUACAAAAUUUCGACUGUAUUUGAACAGUUGUGCAUGAUAAUUUGAACGGAUUUUCAUAGCCAAAGGAGCAAAGAUUGUUUAUAGCUGACCGAAACACAUUACUUUGACUCUUCUGCGAUUUAAAAAUUGUUUCAGUACUACUUGAUUUAGAUUUUUGUGUGGCAAUGCUUGAUAGUUCUAACCGAUUCUUCCUAUAUAUUGUAUCAUCAGUCGUGGCAUAGCAACCUAUAAUAUGACUCGUGUCUGUAUAUUGUUCAAUCAAUUUUUGCGUGUGCGCCUAAACAGUGAAUAUCAUUUGAUUGUAUAGCUAUAACACGUAUUCUUCCUGGUUUGGAAGCGUUUCUACGUGAGGUACUGGCAAACGAAAAUUUGAGCCCUGAAGCGGAAAAGCAACGUUUGGAUUUUGUCAAAGAACUAGAACAUCUUACAAAACCUCCUAGCCUCCCCCCUCGACCGACGAAUUUAAAAACGCAAAGCCGUGCUUCUGUGGAUUCUAUAGACAGUGUCGAAAAUGCUGAUGACGACUUUGCAUCUGUGCAGAGAAAGCUAUCGAAUAUAUUUUAUGUGAGACGCGAUCUCGACGAGUUAAACGAGCAUUUUGUUAAUGGAUUUGCCGCAGAUGAAGCGAACAAGGGGACGAUACGAAAGGUAGGUUAUUAUAUUUUGAAAUUUGAGUCGGUAUUUCAUCAAAUGCGUGGCAUAUUUUUGGGAUAUAGUCACUGUUUGAAACAGACAAGCCGUGUUGAAACACUGGAUUAAUGCGGUUUAAAAAUAGAUUUCCUCGCGUCAAAAAUGUGGAGUUGUACGGAUGAGAUUCGCCCAUCUUACGUACAAGUGUUUACACUUUAAUUUGUAUAUAUUGUGGUAUUGUUUUUGCUUAAAUUGGCGAUAUUUCAAUACGUUCUCGAAAUAGAAUGUUUGGGCGAUGGUCUGACUCGAAGUCUCGAAUUAGAACUCUUUGAAAUCUUCUCAUUCGAAUUAAAAUGGCCUAAAAUCUUUAGGAAAAAUUCUAAAUUUCUAAUUCGAAUUAGAACGUUUUGGAAUAUUCUAAUGCAAUUCGAAUGUUAGGUAAUAUUCUAAUGCCAGUUCGAAUGUUUAGGAAAUAUUCUAAUGUGAAUUCGAAUGCUUUGGAGUUUGGAACGCUUUCAAGUGUUCUACCCGUCUGGCGACAGUGUACAUUUCACAAACCGCGGGAAAAUUUUUGUCUACCUUCAGUCAACAUAUCACCUCUAUAAAGACAACUUUUUGACACGCAAACGUGUCGUCUCCGGAACGCACACUUAUAGAACACCACUAAAUAUUUAUUGAGCAAUUCAACGAGAAGAAAUCAGCGACAUUUCGAGUUCAAUUGCGAAAACGGAGAAAACCGGGAUUCGUAAGCCGGUCAUUGUUGCAUUUUGGAAUAGCGCGAAUAAAAAUAGAACAUUUUCGGGCUGUUGCCAAUUUCAACAUGAUGCUGGGCGGAAUAUAAUAAACGAAUUAGUGAUACACUCCAUGUGUGCAGAGAUAUUAUUCAAUAAUGCCCAGCCCUGUUGAAUUGGCCAUAUUAUUUGUUUCUGCUUUGUUAUUUAUUGCUCAUUUUAACAAUUUAACCGAAAUCAUGCUGUGUUUUAUAGUGUUCGUGUUUUGUCCGUAAUUACCCCCUACCGAUGCCGCCACAUUGCUUCAGUAAUGUAGAUCGAAUGCAGUUUGGCUGCAGGCUUGUGCGUGUCUCUGAUUUACUCGAAAUUUGAGCUUUGUUUUAAAAUAAUCGUCUCAGUAUUUUUAUUGAACUUUGAAACGUGAGUGUGGGUAGGGUAUGUUUCUUUCACUUUGAGUCUUUGGGGCUCGUUUCCUGCAGCAUGGCAUUGCAGUUGUGACAUACUGAUAUCAGUGACAUGUAACAAGAAUGAUUUCAAUUUGACCCUAGCAAAUACCGCAGGAUUUCUCCCGCUCACUCCAGUUUCCUCAUGUAGUAACACUGAACCAGUAUAUCAGAGAUGACUCUUGCUGCAUCUACAGGGACAUGAAAGAGCUAUUUCAGAAUUCAGAAUGGAUUUUUCCAGAAGAUUAUUAAGUACAUUCCGCGAACAAUUUCAAUUGUGUGCUCAAUCAAUCGUCAGGCUUUUAAACAAACAGACUUCUUUUGAAACACACAUUGAAUUCAUAGCUUGGAUUUUGAAGCGUAUUCGACGAUUUCCAAAUAUACAACCCCAGAGCAAUCCUCUAUUGAAUAAUAAUGCCUGUCCAACGCAAACGCGUUGGUGUUUACCAAUACACUCGGGUAGAAGUUUUUAAUAACAUGGACCGAGGAACCGCCUUCGUUCGAAUUGUGUUCAAAUCGCUUUUCGCCUUUUCAAAAUAAAUUCGCUUGUCAGGAUAUUUGAACGACCACAAUAGAAUAUUUUAAAGUCGCCUGUGACAACCAUGUCAUUUGUCGCAAUGCUAUCCGUAAUUUAUCUUGACGGAUUUUAUGCUUUUUGGUGGAUUUAUUUUUCCAUCGGCGGCUCUUAUUGGGCGGCAUCGCUGCGCAAAGGUUAAAUGCCGUCGGCUUGUAUCGAUAAUGAAUUGAGCAGCUUUUUAGUUAAAACUGAGGGAUACUUUUAACGAUAGAUUUCGGCCCUUCAGUUAAUGUAAUGUUGUGAUAUUGGGCCUUGAUUUGAAAUAGUUGUUCUUUGUCUAGUGCAUGAGAGUGGCGUCGACAUUAUAUGAAUUUGGAAUUAUGUUUGUUUUUGAUGUCAAAAUUUGCUGGCUUUAUUUGAUUUUAUAGAUGCUCUGUCAUUGUUUAAAAAGAGAAAAUCCAUACAAUUUAUUUUGGUUGUUGAUAAAGAAAUAUUUUAUUCAGCGUGCGUACAUGAUUUUACAUAUGAAAGACGUCUUUCAAUGUGUGACAGUUUAACACGCAAGAAAAUUUGAUGCCAUUUUUAAAGGUAUAUCAAGUGUAUACUCUUUUCUUCAGAAAUCUCAUUUAAUUUUGGCCUGGGAUAAUCCAUUUUAUGAAUUAUAGCUGUCCUGGAUAUGAAAAGGCCCUAUAAAGAACAAGGCAAUCGACAUAUACUUUAAUCGAUCCCCAAUUUUAUAAAAGUGCACUUUUAAUUUCCCUGAAUUAUAAAUUUCCCCAAAGCAUAAACUUUAUUCAAAUGGUUUGCAGUACAUUUAUAUGUAUAGUGUUUGCAAGAUAGUGAAAAUGUUGACCAAGCGUUGCUGUGGCGAUUCGGCCGGAAAUUGGAUGCAAAUUGCCUUUGGCUCUUAGACAUUUUUGGUUUUUGGACGAACGCCAUGCUUUGUUUGUAACAAAGACAAGAUGGUUAAGCGCCAAAAUAGGAAUACAUAUCUUCAAAAGAAUAAGAUCUACAUUGAUUUAGAAAAUAGACAAACACUAUUGUGUUUGAACUUGCCUAUCAGCUAUCUGUCUGACAGACCAUAGAAAAGUCGCGUGUAGGCAGGUCAUACGUGGGUUACGAGGUUGCAAUUGUCUGAGCAACAAGAAGGAGGAACAUCUUACAUUUUUUGCACAUCUUACAUUUUUUGCACAUCAUACUUUUUACACGUCUUCAGAAAUAUGAACAAUCUUCAAAAAAGCCCUUGCCAAAAAUUGCUAAAAAUUCCCCAAAUUCCUUUUAAAGGUGAUCUACAGUCCGAUAUGCACAAAUGAGCCCACUUUUUAUGAUACAAACAGUUUAACUAUGUUUUGAGUUCUUGAAAAGCCUGAUUGUUGUUUCUUGAUCAUUUAUUAUACUCUAGAAGCUUGAAAAUAUAAAUAGUUGUCGAAUAAAGCUCAAUAUUUUGGACACAAAAAUGUAAACAAAGGCUUUGUUUACAUACGGACUGUAGAUCACCUUUAAAAUCUCACAAAAAUCCAUGAAAUCGAGCCAAAAUGAACAAAAUCCCUGGUUUUGAAGAGCGAAGUUAAUAGUGAAGUAUAGGCUAUAUACUUGACUUUAUUUAUAUUUUAUGACUGCAUAUUAAUUACACUACAAACAGGAAUUUUAGACGAUAGAAUUAUAAGUCUAUACGACCAAUGUUCACACGCAGCCGGGAAAAUUCAAAACAAUGCAUGCGCAAAUUCGUCAGAUCCCCGUUUGUUCACACGGGAAUUGCCAAUUGGUAGAGUUUUAGAUGUGUGUCCCAACUUGUCCGGUUUGCUGCGACCUGUGUGAACGCGCAAGGCGCCGCGAAAUCAUGCGAAUUUGACUUCACCCGAUCCCGUGUGAACGCCCUAUGUUCUGGGGCUUGGGGCAAUAUAGACUUAGAGACUGGUCAUAAAGUAACUGCUAGGGUGGGCUGGAGGUGAAUCACACAUUUUGCCAAUACGUUCGGUGAUCCACCUUAGGAUGUAGAUAAAAAUUUCAAAGCCCAUCUAAUCUUACAAAAUAUUUUUCAUGACCCACCCAAUCUAAAUUGGGAAAAUACACUUUUGUAAUAAAAAAAAACUUGCAGGUAUGAACAUUGUAAAUAUACACGGCAAUGUAUUGACAUACAUAAUUCCACCAAGCUUGACCAACACAUUGAUACUGAGCUGUUCUCCAGUUGGUUGUAUUUGCUGUGAUUCGAGCACUUCUUGUUGUUGUAUAAAACGAAGUACUGGCUUCAAUAGCAUCAUUUGCAUUUGAUAAUUUGGAUAGUUUUGUAAUUAAUACUUUAUUUUUUGAAGUAGACAUGCAUGGGUUUUUGUUUGGUGGCCCAACCGUGGACAUACAAAAAAAUUGGCGGCCCAUCGACACUGACCAAAAUUUUCCAUGGCCCAUCCCAAAUCACUCCAGCCCACCCUAGCAGUUACUUUAUGACUGGUCCCUUAGGUGCGCGAUUGUCAAAGCAAGCCUCUUUCAUGUCUGAGAUCGUGGAUUCGAUUCUCGCUGCAGACGCGUACGUGAAUAGAAUCAGCCAACGCUCUGCCGACAGUUGCGGGCUUUUCCCAAGUACUCCGGUUUACUCCCACAGACCAGGGAUGUUGACACUUGACAGGGUGGGUUGGAAUUAACGCCUAAUUGACCCUUGUACUGUGGUGGUGCAUGAGACGCGAGUCGCAGAGGCGCCCUUUGGAAAGCCUUGGCUUUAUUUAGCACGAUCCAAUUAGAUUGAGCUGCGUUCUGCGCAUAUUAACUAUGAAUUAACUUAGCUGUCAUGCAUUUGCAACCGAGGACGAUUUUACCCUUAUGUACCCUCAUUUACUUGCAUACUUAGCGUUUACACUGUACCGUUUUCGUAGCGUUCUUGUAUUGUUCGACAGAACUAGACUAUUGUCUUGCGUUCCCUUGAGGAUUAAGAACAAUACGAGAACGCUACGAAAACGGUAGUGUAAACGCUGCCUUACUAUCCAUGAUCGGGCUAAUGCUUUAAUAUAAUUCUUAAAACUUGGGUCUGACAAUAUAAUCGGACCAAUCCACGUUUAGGUCGGACAUGAUCGGACACUAAUUAUGUUUAAAAAAAAGCAUUAAUCAUUCAUGAGGAAAGGACAAAGGAAAUGACUUCCGUACGUGUCAGUGAUUUUAUAUGUGAUAAAAAUCAUGUUCAUUUACAUAAACUUUAGCUUUGAUUUUCCUGGCGUAGACAAGGUUUAUUUUUCAAAUUUCUUCGCCAAUGAACUCAUAAGAUGGGUUGUUUUUUUAAGCCAUUUUAAAACACUCUUGUUUUAUAUCUGAUAAAGCACUCGUGUUUUAAUUAUUAAAUAGUACAAAGAUGACUCAAAGAUAAAACUGAAUUUGUACAGUACAUUGCAUUUGCAGAAAUUCAAUGUGAUAUAGAAAUCCAUUUAAUAUAAUAUACCUCAAGGGCCGGUUGUUCAAAAGCUGGUUGACUUAAUCCCAGGUUAACGCAAAUUUCAAAGCAAUCUUUCCAACUGAGUCUGUUUAGAAACAUGAAGAUAAUUUUCCAAGAUUCAUAUAUGGAUCAAUAGAAGUUUUAUUUUCCAAAGUUUUGAAAUAAACAGAUGUGCAAAUGUGCCCAAACUAAAACAGUGGGUUAAAUUUUAACCCAGGGUUAGCGCUAACCCAGCUUUGAACAACCGGCCGCAACACUAUUUAUGCGAAGUUGAAAGGAAUUUCAAUUGACAAAUCUUGGUUUAGUACAUUCUAACUAUAUAACUUUAUGUACAUGUAACAGAUUGGUAUCAGAUUGUGUGUAACAGAUUAGUAACAUAUUGUGUUUUGGUUUUGCACGAAUGAGGGAGAUAUUGAAAAGAAUGUGGCAAAAUGAUCGGUCAUUCAAUUGUCUGAUUGAUUUUCAAAGUGUUUGAAAUAUGCCAUAAACCUAAAAUUGCGCUCAUUUUUUGCGCGGUGAAUUAGGUCGGAAUUUCAAGAGUCAAGUACAUAAUUCAACUAAUAAUUUGCGCAAUUUUGUAAUACGAGCCAAAACUUCCCUUUCAGACACAGGUCACGAAAUUUCAGACUGAUACAGACUAAUUAAAACUAAGGCGUGGUAACAUUUUGACGCGAAUACACCCUGCCAUCCCAAUAAAUGAGUCUGUGGAAGUUCUUUAUGAUAAGGAAUAUAGUCUUUCUUCGUUAAGUUUCCAAGAUAAGGUGGCGCUGUGGAAUUUUGGGCGAGGUGUGGAAUUUUCAGAUAAACAGCCAACUGCCAAACCCAAUUCAUGAUAGCCAAAAUAUGCCAGAAUAUAAGAUUUUAAACAAUUAAAACAUCCCCACCCACAUUGAUAUAGGGUGCGUGCGUGCUUUGAGAUCAAAGCGUAUUUGUCUCAUUCUUUGUUUCAAUAACGGAGAGGCGUAGAAGGAUAAGUUGCCUGACACUUGUUGAAACCUGGACACAACCCAGCAUUAUCAAUUACUGAAUAAAAUUAAAAUUUGAACAAAAAAUAUGAAUACACACCCCCGUAGCUAUACAGCCCUGGUUACAUUGUUGUAGUUUUAAUAUGGAACAUAUAGUGUCAUAGAACAGAACAAAGGUAGUUAAUCAUUAGAAUUAGGUAUAGUUACUUUUGUACGAAAUUGUUUCCGUAUAAACUAAGAAAGCCAUCAGAACAAGGCUGAGAUUCUCGCUGACGCAGGAAAAUCUUGACUCAUUGACUUUGUGCAAAACAAAGGAUAUUGCACCCCGGCGGACGAACAAUGAAUAUAGAACAGAUUAUUCUCCAUCUUGUCAUGAGUUCUGAUUAACUGAGCUUUUUACUUUUAUUAUAAACGUUCUGAAACUAGUAUAGUGGGCAAACAGGACGUGUGUGCUGUGAACAUUAACCGCAAUUUGUUUUAAAAAAAACAAACUUUAUUUCGCAUACUGAAUUUAUAAAAAAAACCAGUAACAUAACACGGAAAUAAUCCAUCCUACAUUCAUCCUAUACUUAAGCCCGGCAUCGAACCUUCAUUUUGUCAUAGUUAAUAGAGUAGAUGGUUUGGAAACUCAUUAGAAUAACAAUGUAACUCAUUAUCUAUGUUAGUCAACGUUUAUUCGGCAAAUAUCUGGUCGUUCAUCGUCACGUGCGUAUUGUAUUUUUGCCCAACUAACCAAUAGCAAUGUCUUAGGAAAGUUGCCUAUCCGUGACUCGAACAAUAGGGUAAAUUGAGAAUUGCUAUUGGUGGAUUUGGCAAGAAUACAAUACGCACGUGUGACGGUGAACGACCAUGUUUAUGAAUAAACGUUGGCUAACAUAGAUGAGUUAUAUUGUUAUUCUAAUGAGUUUCCAAACCAUCUAUUCUGCAUGUUAACUAUGCAUGAUUUUGUUAAUCCAGAGGUCGAAUUGUCCCCUGUAACAGUGCGUGAGUACGUGACUGCCAACUCUCAUAAACUCUCAUCCUUUGCGGUUUUUGUUUUUGUUUUAAAUCAGGCUUUAUUCCCUCAUUUACUGUACUCGCAUGAGCACUUGAAAACGUAGACCACGUCCGAGUCCAAUAAUCUAAUCUGACUUUCUUAGGUUCCCGCAAAAAGUGGCAAAAGGACAAAAACAGGAAAAGGGAUCUAUGAACCACUGCCUGGCACUGGUCCCGAGGCCGAGCCCGAUUUGGAGGCGGGCGUACUGAGCGAAGAAGAGACGUCACGGAUUCACAAUCGUUCUCUCGCGCGGGGUACACACAUCAGACAGUCGCUGAGUAGAGGAAAAUGGUAAGUGAAUGAAUAGGAUGUGAGAGUGUGUUUGGGGCGGAUUUGCAUUCAGUGCGGAAUGUUGCGCGAUCGAAUUUGUGCGAUCGCUUUUUUUUUGAAAUGCAAACAGUCAAGCGGAACAAAUCACAUUAACUGUAGUUGACUGGCACACAUUUCGAAAGAAGAAUCGUGCGACAUUUUGCACUGAAUGGAAAUACGCCUUAACCAUUCUUUCACUAUAAAGUAACUCCACAGUCCGAAGGCUAAGAGUGUUUGAACAAGACAACGAAGUAUGCAGACGUACUUAGGCCUGGUUUCUAUAUGCUCGUAAUGGUCGUAAAUAGAGUCACGAUCUUUCUCAACGGCCAGUUUAUAAUACUUUAUACCUAUAAACCACAUAUAAAUCAUAAGUAUUCUCUAGUUAUAAUCACUCCGCGUAUUUUCAGUUCUAAAAUGUUGUAUUUCGGCUGAUGGGAAAGAUCAUGACUCAAUCUUUACGACCGUUACGACCAUAUGGAAGCCAGGCUUUUGAUAGAUAAUCAAUUUAAUGAAAUCAUCUAGCAGCCAUCAGGGCCGCAGAGAGGGGGGGGGGGCAAAUUGCCCCGGGCCCCGAGUUGCUGGGGGCCCCUGAAAAAUGUUUGUUGGGCCCCAGCCUUUUUUGUGUGUGGGCCCGAGUUGCUGGGGGCCCCUGAAAAAUUUUUGUUGGGCCCCAGCCUUUUUUGUGUGUUAAAUAUUUCCGCGCAAAGGACAAGAGAUCUGUUUUUUGGGCUAAGUACCGAAUUUUGGCAUGAAAAAAUGAGAUAAAGUCCCUCGAAAGCAAUUGCAACGUACUCGUCCGGAAAAAUUUUGUACUCCGGAAAAAAUUUUUGACCCCUAAAAUGGUACACUGACCAAAAAUAUUUUGGCGACGGGGGGGGGAGGGAGGGGAGGUUGUUCUCCGGGAAAAAAUUUUCCGGGAAAAAAUUUUUUAGAUAGGGGCCCCUAAAAAAAAAUUUGCCGCGGGCCGCCGCCAACCUCUCGGCGGCCCUGGCAGCCAUAGAGCUGAAUUGCAUGAUUUACAUACAAAGCAUUUUUACAACUAUUUACAAAUCACUCUUUUGUCACCUUUUUUUUGUAAACACCCAAACGUGAUUACCUCUGGGAGUUUGGAUAUCUCGAGUUCUCGUCCAGAUUAUAUGGAGCUCACUGGACGUACUUGUCACAUUACCUGAGGUCGCUGUUGGUUGCUCAACGUGUUAUAGAUUCAUGUCUCGUUGUCUUUGUUUAUGAAUACUGAUCCCAAUCCUUACCCUGACCCAGACAAAACAUGAAACUGUAUCCCGUCUUUGUUCUUCUGCCUUCGUUCAGUACGAAGUUCAAGACGAAUUUUGCCAAAAUAUUCGUUCUGAACGAAGACAGAAGAACAAAACGGAAUAUGGAUUCCUGUUUUCGGAGAACAGUUCAAACAAAACUGCAUGGUAUGGGCAGGGGCCGGUGCAGAAAAUCUUUGUUAGCUAUUUCAUGUUACCUUGGGCGACUGACCUUCCAAUAUUUUUGAAGAUUACAUAUAUCAUAAACUGAAACGUUCUUUGCAACUGUAUAGGGUUGAAAUGUUGCGGUAAUGAUCAGUUUAGUCAUCUGUACUUAUGCAUGAUCCUACUAUUAGACCAUUUAUGUGACCAUUUAUGUGGCUCCAACAUGAAAUAUAAUAGCUUCGGUAUAUCAAAAUCUUUUAUUUCAAGUUAUAUCCUUUCUUUAAAAAAAUAAUUGAAGAAUAGAUAGAACUAAAAAUAAAUUUCCAUCAUUAUGAGACCUUUGCUAGACCAAUAGAUUGAACAGUUUAGAAUGGACCAUUUGCAUUAUAUAUAGACUAAAUUUUGAUCUAGACAAAAAUUUCAUCAAAGCUUGAAAGAGCAUCACAAAAUUAGUAAUAUUCCAAAGUUUCGUUGCGAAAUGUUGUAAAAUGCGGAUAAUAUAGCCUUGCGAAAUUUGCAAUUUUCAGUCAUUUUGUAUUACAAACGGGUGUUGGGACACCCGAUUGGGCUGUCAAUUUCCCGUGCGUAAUACAAAAUGACUGAAAAACGGCAAACUUCGCAAGGCUAUAUUAUCCGCAUUUUACAACAUUUCGCAACGAAACUUUGGAAUAUUACUAAUUUUGUGAUGCUCUUUCAAGCUGUGAUGAAAUUUUUGUCUAGAUCAAAAUUUAGUCUAUAAUGCAAAUGGUCCAUUGAUGAUGGCAGUCACUCAUUGGUAUACGGGGGGCAUUUCAAGCUAUUGAUUAAUCAAAUAAGCUCAAAACUAAUGAACAUAUACCUUUUCACUUGGAAAAUGGUUGGCGCACUUGCCUUUCACCUCUGAGGCCGCAGGUUCAAGCCUCAGGGAGAACUUUCUCAAUGCGACUCGAACCUAGUCCUCAUGUGAAAAGAGUAACGCCCGUUUUCUAAAAACUCACUCACACUCACACUCAAUGAGUGGAGGUUCAAUCUGAGCUUCUCUCGAGUGUCAAUGUUGUUUUUGAAUAGCUGGAGGGUGAGCAGUCACAUAGUAAGGUACGACACUAGCCCUCCAGCUAUUCAAAAACAGCAAUGAUACUCGAGACAAUCUCAGAUUGAACCUCCAUUCAUUGAGUGUGAGUGAGCUUUUAGAAUACGGCCGUAAGAAUCAACGCUCUGCCGAAAGUCGUGGGUUUUGCCCGGGUACUCGGGUUUCCUCCCACAGGGAAAGUUGACAGGGUGGGUUAGGUAAAAGGGGCCCACAGCAACCGGCAUAUGCUGUUGUGGUGACCCUGCCCCAGUUGGCAAAGCUAAAUAAAUAAAUAAAAUAAGUAAAUAAAUAAUUUUUUUACAUCAUUCAUUUCCAUCAUUAAGAGACCUUUGCUAGACCAAUAGAUUGAACAGUUCAGAAUUGAAAGAGCUAUCUCGUAAGAUUACUUCAACAGGGAAAUGACAGUCAAUUGUAUCAGUAAUCUCCUCUACUGUUUUAUGUCCAAACAGGUUUGCAAAAAAAGAAAAAUCCAUUUUACAAGAGGUUUACGCCACCGAUCUUCAACUGCCAACAAUCUCCGGUCAUCUUAUGGAAGUGAGGACCAACAAACGUAGAUGGUGUGUCUUGAAAGAUCAACAUUUGUACAUAUUUAAAACUCAGGAGGAACCAGCUCUGUUUCAGAUCGCUUUGCCAGGUUGUGAUAUAUCUACUGUACCCAAGAAUGAUAAGACCAAGGUGCGUGUUUUAGAAAAACGGAUAUGUAAAAGUACUGUUCAUAUGAUAUGAGCUUGCGCAACUAACCGUGAAACGCAUACAUGCAUCGGAUCGGAUUGGAGGUUUACAAUCCAACAAUAGAUUAUUCCAGCGCUAGCUAUAGACGAAAUUUUUAUCUAGACAAGAAGAAUUAAAUAUGGUAAUGACCAUAGCUGGAAAGAGCAUUUUAAAAGGAGUAAAGUGUCAAAGUUUGGUUGUGAAUUGUUUUAUAUAAUGAGGGAAAUAUAGCCCUGUGAAGUUUGAAAAUUUUGUAUAUAUUAAUUUGCAUCAUACGCGCGGUGAAAAUAACCAUUUUUGAGCCGAAAGUGGUUAUUUUUACCGCGCGUAAUACAAAUAUAUACAAAAUUUGCGAACUUCACAGGGCUAUAUUUUCUUCAUUUUACAACAUUUAGCAAACCAAUCUUUGCAGUUUUACUCAUUCUAAGACGCUCUUUCUAGCUGUGGUGUUGGUUUUCGUUCUCCUUGCCUUGAUCAAAAUUUAGUCUACAGCUGGAAUCACCCAUUGGUAGUAACUUUUUGAAAUCCGAAUCCGAUACGAAAUUGUAUGUCAGUCAGUCAGUCAAAUCUUUAUUUAAGCACGGUAGCUUCAUCAGGUCAUUUACAAAAAAUAGUUAUGUACAUUCAUAAGUUAAAAACAUUUUUCAAGCCUAUGUUACAUUAAUAUUUAUACCUGUUUUCCAUGAAUGCCGUGUCUAUCGAAUAUGAUGUUUCAACAAUUGUCGAAAUUCAGUAAGAGAUUCCGCUUGUUUUAUAUUGCUAGAUAUUAAGCUGUUCCAUAACACUGCACCACUAUAGCUAAAGCUAUUUUUAAGAUAAUUGGUGAAGGAGAAGCAAGUUUGUUCACGGAGUCUCGAAGUAUAUAAGAAGUUACAUUAUUGCGAUUAGUAAAUUUAGAACAUAGAUAUUCGGGUGCAAGGUUAUUUAAAGAUUUGAAAACCAUCAACGCUUUUUGAAAUUGGCGUUGUUGGUUUAGAUCAUACCACCCUAGCUUUUCCAAUAAGCUAUUGCCCAUGCUAUAAUAUAUUAUACAACAUACAACAUGACUGCAUGUUACAGUCUCGAUAUAUGAUUCAUGAUCAUAUUUAUAUUCCACAGGUCAGUUACUCAUUCAAAAUCACUCAAGAUGGCGUCGCCGCAGUCAUACUUGGCAUUGAAGAGGAAAAAGAUUUAUCCGCCUGGAUGAAUGCUCUCAUCACAGCUUCAGUCGCCAAAAAUUACCUCAGCCCCCUGGCUAAAGCCAGUAAAUCACUGCCUCGCUCCGCGCAUACACCCUGGAACGAGGAGGGGGCUGCAGACGAAGGUUCUCAGUCAAGGAGGCACACUGUUGGACCGACCUCGAAAAUCACAAAAGAAUCGUUUAUUGAAAUCGAUAUUGGAACUUACGAAAAGCCGACCGAUAUCAUGGUAAGGUUGUUUUGACUUUACUUUAAAGUCGGGGCUGGUCGCACAGUGGUUAGUUACUUUCUACAUCUGCGAUUGUGGUUCUACCACUGCGAUUGUGAUUACAACAAUUUGCAGUUGUCAAACAUUUAUUUGCUAACAUAACGUCUCUGAAACGCAAUGUGAUAUGUGGAAACAUCACAAUUUAGCACGAAGCCACGUUCUCGCACUAAGUAUUUGCUAACCUGUAAACAGUUUCUGGGAGUUUUUUCAUUGUGUUUUUAUUGCCGUUAUGGCUAUAAAAAGCGACUAAUUUGCUGUUUUCUCGUUCGCAAAACUCCGGUAAUUCUUGCGCCGCCAUCUUGUUUUCUCUACUGGCAGGAUAUGAGCUGAUAUCCUGCUGGCAGAGAGCCGAUCAGAUUGCAGAAUGGCUUAUAUCCGGUAGCUGUCCAUAUGCAGACGUGGAUAUUUACAUGUAGAACGCGCACGGCUGCUCCAGGGGCAUCAGUUGCCUUAGACCAUUCAAGAAUCAUGGAAUUACCCCAAACUGGCUCGGAUCUAAGCACUGGUUUAGAUUUUAAUAAAGGCACCACGUCUACAUACAGUCUGUAGGAAUUCGGCAGUAUUUUGGAAAUGACUUAUCUGAUCGAAUGUACAAACUGGAUCUCUAUGGAGAACAGUUUUGAAUAAGAUCAAAGUAAUCUUACUUUUAAUACUUUUGAUUUUUUUUCUUAGGGUCUGGCAGCAUCGUUGGACACUAUCAACUACAAUCCACCCCUCCCUCCCCUCCCUGGGGAAAUAUCCAACAUGCUAGAGGAAAAUGGCGAUCACGCACAUACUCGGCCGUUGUCGAAAUGCUCCGGCAUUUAUGAAGAAGUCGGCGAUGAAUUUAUCCACAAGUACUCCAUGAAACACCAGGAUGACCUUCCUGCGGACGUCAUCACCGGCGAUAACCAUGACAACGCUAAUGACGUCAGCGAUGAGGUCACAAAUGGGGCUUCCGAUGUCAUUACGAAUGGUCGCCGAGGCUAUUCUGAAGUUGGUACGAGUGAUAGCGAGUAUUCAUCGGAUGACGAGGAAAAUAAGGAUGAGAAUGGGAACAAGAGAUUGUUUCACGACCGCUGGGCAGUACAUAGUGGAGUGCUGUAUCAGAAGAGACAGACUGGUUGGAAUCGACGAUAUUGCAAGAUUGUGGAUAACUGUCUGCGUGGAUUUAGGUAGGCAUCAUUUUGGCCGCAACCGAAUCACUUGUCAAAAUAUCUUCGAAUGACACAUCAUGCAGGAAUCUAACCCAGGGUCUCUGUUUCGACAUAUCUCUGACAAUUGAGCUAUUGGUUAUAUUUAUUUAAGACUUUCACACGGGAGCCAAUAUCCGCCAAUUUUAAUUGGGGAACAGUCUUCCCACGUCAGAGAAUCAGGACAGUCUAAACCAUGUGAAAAGCAACUUUUCAAAGUUGUAAUUGUAAAUCUACCAUUAUACACACAAUUACAGUGAGAAAAUGUAGCAUUUCUGAUUAGGGAGAGGUAGUUUUUCUUCCUUACACGAGCACUAUGAGGCAAAAUGCCGCCAAAAUUACUUAACCAAUUUACGGGUGACGUCCCUGUUGACAAAAACUUCCCUUGCUUAAGCUCGCUAAUACAAGACAUUCGCAUCCGAUCUGUAUCUAACAUGAUCGACUGGUCAUUCUUUAUAUAUUACAUAUAUAGCUUUUACAGAUAGGAUUGUGGCAUAAUGUACGCUGAUCCAGGAAUGAAUGAUACCGUUUAUGUUUUCGAUGACAAGAUGCACCCUUAAUUCUGCACCCCAUCGGACCCACCAUUUUUGCUCACCCCUUAUAUAUGUAUAUGUCAUUGUAUGGUUUCGAGUGCAAUUUGGAAAAAAAAACGUACACGAGUGAGUUUUCAUAGACGAUCAAAAUUGUACGAGUCCGAAGGACGAGUGCAAUUUGAACGCCCGUAUUCUAAAAGCUCACUCACACUCAAUGAGUCAGUGAGUGGAGGUUCAAUCUGAGAUUCUCUCGAGUGUCAUUGCUGUUUUUGAAUAGCUGGAGGGUUAGUGUCGUACCUUACUAUGUGACUAUACUCACUCUCCAGCUAUUCAGAAACAGCUAUGACACUCAAGAAAAGCUCAGAUUGAACCUCCACUCAUUGAGUAUGAGUGUGAGUGAGCUUUUAGAAUACGGGCGGAAGUUUUUGAAAACCUCACGAGUGUAUGUUUUCCAAAUUGGACGAGAAACAUGCUAUUGAUAAAAACAUACUAUUUGAUAAAAUUGCACUUCUGUUAGCCAAUACGAAUGGAGUAAUUUGUUCAUUUAUAUUAUUUAACUGUAUAAUCUUUGUUCUGUUUUACUAAGGAACCCCAAUGACCUUACUCCGGUGCUGGAACUAAAUCUGAGUGCGAGUAACGUCCGCGCCGCCGAGGCUGAAGGCAAGAGGCGUUUCAUCUUCCAACUAAACACAGCCGAAAGUGAAUCUCUGUAUUUCAAUACGGACACACAGGAAAGCAUGGAGCGCUGGAUCGAGGUCAUUUCAGUAGCAGCGACCUCAAGACUGGAACAUUCCGUCACGAUGUCGGAGGAUGAGUUGGAUGUCGGAGUCGGAGAUGGUGAACCAUCCACCGAGGAAACGUCCGAAGAUCGUCAUGGAUCACGCGACAGCAUUCCCUCCCCAGUUCCAGAGAGGAAGGAGUCGCUGAGAAAGACACGUGUCAAUGGGGAUACCUUGGAGUCGGAAGAACAGAAACGGUAAAGUUUGCCGACAUUAGUUGUAUAACAUAAAACUUUUACUUCAAUCCUAUUUCAGAACCAUCCUCAGAGAUAUGAAAAACUAGUUUCAUAUUAUUUAUUGUAGCUAUCGUAAUUCUAUAAAAAAAGUUAACUUUGGCUUUUACACAACUGCCCCUUCCCCCUUUAUAUCUAUAUCUUGAGGCAGUAGCUGCCAUCUGUCUAGAAUAUUUAGAGAGUCGACUGUCUGUCUAGAGUAUCUGUAUUUAUAUAGAGCAUUGCUGUGCAUGCAUGGUGAUUAGUAAAAUAUAUCUUUAGUAAUUUUAACAUAAUUGCUUGCCUCACAGGGAUGAAAAUGAAUCGUUGCGAAAUGGCCAGUAUGACAAACCGGAGAAAUUAAUUGCGGAUAAGAAAUCUGAGACACCAGUAGCAACUACUAAAAUAAAGGUAUAGUAUUUUCUAUAUAAUUUGAUUCGCCAAACAAAACAAAUUGUUGGUUUCAGGUUUCCGACCGAUCUAUUAAAAAUGUCUCGGACUAUAAACAUUUUAUUGAUGUGAUUGCAGAGUCUUCCCUCUUUUAUUAACAUUUUGUUAACAUUUUGUCUGUCUUAACAAUUUCUACUCAUGUUAAUGAUAGUUUUAAAUAGUUUUAAACUUGAAUGUGUUGGUCUACAUUUGUCUGUACGUUUUACCAUACACAGUACUUACACAGUAUUACUUAUUGGAAAAUACUAUUAUGAAAUAACAUGUUUUCCAACCUGCCUACCCUUAUAAAUCAUGAAACCUGAAACCAACUUUUUACUCAGACAACCGUGUGAAAGUUUAGGCAAAUUAGGCAAAGUGUCCGCCACUCUGUCCCGCCAACAUGUAGGAAGGUCACCAAGGUUACUAAAAUAAUCACAAGGUUACUAAAAUAAUACAGAUAUACAGAUAUUGCACAGCACACUCCCUAUCAGGGUUUUUCGGUGACUGGUUACAUUAGGACCGGAACUGGCGUGAAGCAGACCGAGGUAGACUGUGAGCUUACAGGUGGCGCUUUAAGCGGCCGCUAUUAGUCCAUACCUCGUUAAUGAUCUGCCCCCUGACCUAUGUGUUUCACCCACCCUGUCAACUUUUCCUGUGGGAGGAAACACGGAGUACCCGGAGAAAACCGACGACUUUCGGCAGAGCGUUGACUUUUGCUCUUUUCACAUGAGGACUGGGUUCGAGUCACAUUGAGAAAUUCUCACUGAUAUUUGGGCCUACGACCUUUGAGGUGAAAGGCAAGUGCGCUAACCACCUCGCCACCGAAGCCCCACAAUCACAAGGUUACUAAAAGAAUCACAACUAAAUUGUCCUUCACAUCUUUCAGGAAAAAGAUGAUCAGGAGAUCUGGAGAAAACGCGACCCCCAUCCAUCGUACGCAACGACCCCUCGUGCAAAACCUGGCACCAAGAUCACGAAAUCAGCAUCUGUCAAAGAAUCUCCUAAAACAGCCAGCACUAGCAGCCUUGAUUUGUCUGAGGGUUCUCUAAACUCGCCUCAGAAAAAUUUGCAACUUUCGAAGAAACGCAAGUACUCGGAAAGGUUGAAGAAAUAUUUAGAUCAGGACGGUCAGUUCAGUGGGUUUAUUUUGGAGCUGCGUGUUAAAAAGAAUAGCACGACUUUAACCAGGCGUUGGGCGGUGGUCCAGAAUGGUUUCCUUCGUAUUUACGAGAAUUAUGGCUGCGCUGCGCCUUUUCUGAGAAUUUCCUUGGUAGAAGCGUUUCUCAAAGAUUUCAGCAACGUUGCAAAAUCGAGAUUUUGUUUUAUGCUUGAGUACGGAGCAGGGCAAUCUAUUUUGUUUCAAACGAACACACAUCAAGAACUGAAGAGAUGGAUUAAUGUUAUUACACUGACCAUAGCUUGCCAUACGGAUCUCUUCGGGUCAGGAUGGGAUCUCACGCAACGGGAAAGGAUAGGAGACCUUGUGGAUGGCACGAGUUCACUCAGUAGACCCGUCAAACCAAAACAAUCCAGAUCUCAAGACGAAGUCGAUGGACCAGAUAUAACGUCAUCCAGUGACGUAUUCAAUUCGGAAAUGACCUCCCAAAGUGGCAAAUGUGAGUGUCACCAUGACGACGAAGACAUUACGUGUACACCCACCGUGGUCCGCGAAGCACUUUACCGGAAGUCGUAUAGUAUGAGCAGUUCUGGUAGCAUUAAUAGUGAUGACAUCGUUUCGAGAAACGCAAACGAGUCUUUCACGUAUCGAACUUCUCUAGUCCACAAAGUUAAACAACGCGGUUAUUUGCGUGUACUCCACAGGGAAUCUUGCGAUGAGGAUGCGCGCGAAUCUCGCGAGAGUAACGUGAAAGAAUUGCGCGAGGGUUCUGUUCUGCAAUUCUGUGAACUCAAAGGAAGCUUGUUUAGUAUCUAUGAAAAUGAAAAGUCAGAGAACCCGAAACAUGUGUUCAAUCUGCUUUACGACAACUACCAGGAGGUUCCGAAUGUGGCUUUCACGUUUACGUUGAUUUCCGACCGCGCGGGAACUGCCGAGUUUGGAUGCGAGACUGAGCAGAAUUUCGAAGCCUGGAAACAAGCCAUGAAUAACACGGCAUUGCAAGAUGGCAGUAAUUCUGAUCUGACGGCAAAAUCCUGCCGGAAAUGUGCUAGUAAUUCGCCUAAUGUUCGAAAGCGAAGCUCCUUACGUGCGAGCUUUGCCGAAGAAGAGGCGAAACAUCGCGAGGUUUUACGAAGUUUAACCGACGAUUACACGAAUUGCGAUCAGAGCCAGUAUAGUUGUUAUGUAUACGAAGUCCGAGACUCGUCAGGAAAUAAGACAAUCAUUCGCCGAUGGUGUGUAGUCGAUGGCGACCUAAUCCGAAUAUUUGAACGGGAGACUUCGAGAGAGGCUGUAGCCGAACUGCGGCCGAGCGCGUUCCGAUUGAAGGACAUCGAGAAUCCUCGUGGUUUUCCGUUUGCAUUCAAACUUCAACGCUUGCUACCCCAUGAAGGUGAGGACGAAUUUUUAGUAAUUCAAGCUUCGAAUGCUAAAGAUUUUCGGGAAUUAUUACUGCGUAUUAAAAGUGUCCAAUUAGAAGGCAAGACCUUGAUUUCCUCGAAAAGUGAGACAAAUAUAAACGCACCAAAAAAGGCGCCAUUAAUUCACUCGAAAAGCGACCUCUCCCUAAAGCGAAUCUUCGCAUUGACUCGGAGAAUUUCGAAAGACAAUCUCGUUGCCGACACCAAUCCGCCAGGUCACGACACCUGGCCGAAGGUUAUCCGACGGGAGCGUAAGUCGAGCCGACGCGCCCUUAGUGAUACCAGCACAGAUCGGCCAGCUACAAACUCGCUUAUUGAAAACUCGCGUGACAAAGCUGAAGCAAGGAACACCAUGGGAUGCUUUUUGUUCGAUUCUGAGGGAAAAUUCAGCGGAUAUCUCACAGAGGUGCGGAAUAACGCCCUUUGUCGAAGCGAGGUGAGGAAAUGGUGUGUGGUCCAAAACGAUAAAUUUUCAGUUUUUGAUGACAAAAACUCGAAAUCGCCCAGCACAGUUAUCGCGUUGAACCAAGACGCGCAAUUGGUCGAUUUAAGUCACGUGAAUCCAAACAGUUUUGAAAUACGUGUGGCCAGCGGUGUCCAAUAUCACGUCUACAAAGCAGCUGACGAUUUUCAAAAAUGGCUAACGGUUUUAGCACAGGCCAUUGGUGUGUGCCAAAAGGACGAACAGGGUACCAGUACUGGAAGUUCACAGGUCAAAACUUCCAAGAAUGGAAGCGUACCUGGUAAAAACCCGGAGGGUAAAAAUGCCGGUGGAAAACUUCGAGGUUCAAGUUCGCAGAGCGCAACUUCCGAGGCACCAAAGAUGAAGCGAAAGUAUGGUCGGAAAGGUAAUUAA
This is a messenger RNA of Paramuricea clavata, 19967 nucleotides long. The record is from the annotation of a GenBank genome assembly. NCBI's taxonomy places the organism in Eukaryota, Metazoa, Cnidaria, Anthozoa, Malacalcyonacea, Plexauridae.